Molecule: messenger RNA, 1452 nt
Organism: Babesia bigemina
Lineage: Eukaryota; Apicomplexa; Aconoidasida; Piroplasmida; Babesiidae
Exons: 1
Coding region: 1-1452 (483 amino acids)
Source: RefSeq, a predicted model, not a curated record
AUGUCGUCCGCCGUAUUCGAGCCAACGGACCUUUUUUCCCUCGACGUCGAGGGGGAAGGCUUCGUGCCGGAGACGGAGGAGGAAUUCACGGAUUGCUCGAUAAACAUCAAGCCGUCUCAGGCCCAGCUGAAGCCGUCUUUUGAGAACACGGCGGGAUUCGAGGUUUCGUCCGCCACGUACGUCAGGCCGCUCAGGGCCCUCAACCGGCCGCUCACGUCGGAGGAGACGAAGCUCUGUAGGCAGACGAUACUCCAUAUGCGCAGGUGCAUAUACAGCAUGAUCGCCAAUGAGGACUUCUGCGUUUCGUGCGACGUUGCGGGGACGAAUAAGGGCGAUAUGAGCCAGCUUUCUGACAUCUCCGACACUUCGUCUGAUUCGCCCAUGUCGGAGGACAGCAACGUGAGGCAGCCGUCGCCGUCCGCAACGACGGUGAACCACAGCAUAGAGGGGUCAAGGAAGGCGUCGAGGCUGGACAGCGGCGCCAAACUUGCGAAAACAUCGCACCGGACAGACAGAGGCCGCGAGGAGGCAUCGUCCGCCGAGCAGAACCCCAAACUCACUCGACGAGACAAGCCUACAGGAAAACGAGGAAGUAGCCAGGCAGGCGACCAUUGCUCCACAGAUGUGGUCGCGGGCACUGAGGACGGCGGGUCUGCCGCUGGCAGUGCCAAGGGGCCGUACCAGGCCGCGCCGACGUUGCGCCUGACGGGUAUGAAACUGAAGCGCGCAACGGCAGAGGAUGCGACGUCCGAUCGAGACGCCACUGGCGCCGACACCAGCGUCGAUGCGACUGCGGACGACGCGAUCAAGCUGACCGUCAGCACCAGCAAGCUGAGCAACGCCGUCACUGACAUCGAGCACACGCAGAUGUCAUCGUCCGUGCCGUUCCCGCGGUUCUCCAGAUCAUCCAGGGGCAACAUGCCUGGGGGGCUAAGCCGGAACGGGCGCAGGUACUUCUUUGCGUCCGAUGGAGAGAAGUUGGGCCCCCUGCCCAACUGCCACAUGACCUUCCUGGCGCACCUGUAUCGGCGCAAGCGGUCCGUGUGCUUCUUCUGCGGGUUCGUCACCUGCCCGCGAACCUCAAGCCCGGCGAACAACUGCCCUUCCAUGCGCUGCUCCCGCUGCUCGUUCAAGCACAAGUGGGGGAGGAACCAGUGCAAGGAUAAGGGCGACAUGGUGAAGUUCUACCACCGCACCAGCGACUGGCGCCAGCGCCGUGAGAACCCGUGGUCCCGGAUGCCGAAGCACAUCAGAGCGGCCGCGAAGUGCUUCUACUGCGGCAAGCCCGGCGAGGCCAACUUCAGGUGCCGCGGCAUCUCCUGCCCCAAGGGCGCCGACACGCUCGAGGUGCGCUGCCUGGAGCUGUUGGGGAAGAAAAACCUGGACCGCAUGGUGCGGCAAAUGCCGCUCAUGUUCACGCACCUGAGGGACCGCCACUUCGAAUUCAGAUGA